Molecule: messenger RNA, 396 nt
Organism: Anisakis simplex (herring worm)
Lineage: Eukaryota; Metazoa; Nematoda; Chromadorea; Rhabditida; Anisakidae
Source: the annotation of a GenBank genome assembly
AUGGAUACCAGGUCGAAAAACCCUGAUAUAAGCUAUAUGACAAUCAUAUCAAUCACAGUACCAAUAACCGUUGCAGUGUUUACACUGAUAGCUUUUGCAUUCGUCUAUUUCUGUUUCUGUCGAAAAUCUGAAAGCGAAAAUGACGAUGAUAGUGAAGAGUCAGUACCAGCGAGUCUCGUUGAAAACGCCAAAAAAGCUGAGCCUCGUCCAAGCCAACGCGAUAAAUAUCUACCAGAGAACUAUGAUGCAGCUGCGUUCAAAUUCAAAGGACCACUUAUCAUUCCACAUCGACCACAGUUCACUGAUGUUCACGAGUUGGACGGUGACCCACCACGCCCGCAAUCAGCUGAUGAUCAUGUUGAGUUCGAUGCAGCACUAAAUGAAGUUGGCUUUUGA